AUAAAGUUUUUUUUUUUUGUCUCAAUGGCAAUGAAAGCUUUCUCUUCUCCAAUGGUUACCAUUUUCUUACAAAGCUUCUGUUUUUGAGGUUUUUGUUUUUGUUUUUUUUGUUUUACUGUCAUUGAAUUUAUAUGGAGACAAGGGCAAGAAGAGGGCCCAUAAAUAAGCCCAGAUUCCCUUUGACAGUCUGUACUCAUCUCGUGGCCCUUGCUUCUCUCAAUAUUCACACUCUGUUUGUCUCUUUACAUAACUCUCUCUCUCUUCUCCAAAGAUUUUAUUUUUACUAAAAAGCCAUUGUGGAGAUCAGUAGCUUCUUUUCACUUCCAAGCUCUCAUGGCUUCUAUUAUUGAAUCUGGCUGGCUGUAUCUGAUCACACAUUUCAGUGACUUCCAACUAGCAAGUCUGGGAAGUUUCUUUCUUCAUGAAAGUGUUUUUUUCCUAUCUGGACUUCCAUUUAUAUAUCUGGAAAGAGCUGGAUUGCUGAGCAAAUACAAGAUUCAGACAAAAAACAACACCCCUGCUGCUCAGGAAAAAUGUAUCACCCGCCUGCUUCUGUAUCAUUUUGGUGUCAACUUACCACUUAUGAUUGCCUCUUAUCCUGUUUUUAGAUUCAUGGGCAUGAAAAGUAGUCUACCAUUGCCAUCCUGGAAAGUGGUUCUAUCACAGAUAAUAUUCUACUUCAUCCUGGAGGAUUUCGUGUUUUACUGGGGACAUCGAAUUUUACAUACAAAAUGGCUCUACAAGCAUGUGCACAGUGUCCAUCAUGAAUACGCUACACCAUUUGGACUGACAUCUGAGUAUGCUCACCCUGCUGAGAUAUUGUUCCUCGGGUUUGCAACAAUUGUUGGUCCUGCCAUCACUGGCCCACAUCUGAUCACUCUCUGGUUGUGGAUGGUUCUUAGAGUCCUAGAGACGGUUGAGGCACAUUGUGGUUACCAUUUUCCAUGGAGCCUCUCAAACUUUUUACCUGUAUAUGGGGGUGCUGAUUUUCAUGACUAUCAUCACCGUUUGCUUUAUACGAAAUCUGGCAACUACUCUUCUACAUUUGUUUACAUGGACUGGAUAUUUGGUACUGAUAAGGGCUACAGAAAAUUGAAAGCACUAAAGCACGAUGGAGUUGAAGAUGAUGGCAAGCAAACAUAAUGGAGAAAAUUAGUUUCAAGGGCUUGACAUAGAAGAGGGUUCCUGAUCAAGGGCAUGUUGGAAAAGGUCUCAAUUGUGUCCCUGCAUCUUGUUGUGCGAUCACCUUUUUGUGUUUAAUUGCUGUUCAUGUUUACAGCAUGUGCUAAUGUGGAAUCAUUGGAAAGAUUUCUUUGGACAUUUUGCGACCCUUCUGUUCCUAGCAUGAAUGAAGUUGCUGUCCUAUUCUUAAC
Molecule: messenger RNA, 1373 nt
Organism: Theobroma umbraticum
Lineage: Eukaryota; Viridiplantae; Streptophyta; Magnoliopsida; Malvales; Malvaceae
Product: methylsterol monooxygenase 2-2
Biological process (GO): lipid biosynthetic process
Molecular function (GO): iron ion binding; oxidoreductase activity
Source: RefSeq, a predicted model, not a curated record